AUGCAAGCACUAUCGGAUGCAGAAUUAACGUUCUAUUCGGAGCUGUUGGAGAUCCUUGUAGACAAAACGCCCGAGCCCAGUCACAAUGCCGCAUUGAGAGCUGCUCUUCAGAAGCUUGAGGCUUCAAUUGCAUCCGGGAAUCUUGAGUCCGCUCAGAACUUUUUAGACCUCUUCGCGACAAGUGUGGGAAAGCAAAAGGAAUGGCAGGCUCCAUAUCGAGAGACUGGUAUUCUUGACUUCGUCCUGCAACAGCUUUCCGCAACAGAGCCCCAAAAGAGUCUAUCGAAGCAGUACCUCCGGGUGAUAGGCAAUUCGGUUGCAGACAAUGAUACGAACCGAGAGCUUGCUUCCUGUUCAACUUGUGCAAUGACUUCGGUAAAGCUCUUCAAUCAUCACCGAUAUGGAGUACAAUCACUGACCGAACCAGAACCUGCUAAAGCAGCUGCAGCAAUGCUGAGACUUGAUGCAACAAUUUCUAGAUUGCUGGCCGCGGAGCAGAUACCGGAAGCGGCUGUCGAUUAUGCAACCGAUCUAGUUACCUGGAGUACUGGCAAUCUGACUGCGAAUCAGCUCAAGGAUGAUACGUCACUUGAAGCCUUUACAAGUCUUUUGAAAGUUGCUCUCACAUAUAAUCCUGAUCACUAUGAAGAAUAUGCUGCGAUCCUAGUGCACUACUUACAAGAUCCAGACUUCCAGCAGAAAGUCGCAAGUCCAAAACUUCUGGACGACCUUGUUGUUCUCCUGCUGGAUUUUGAGGCACGACUCACUCCCGAGGAAAUACAUGCAGUUUUUCAGGAGCUGGGUAUCACCAAAGACACUGAUCAUACUGGGACAGAGGAUACCAAAGUGAUUCUACUGGCACAGUUGAUUGGUACCAUCUCUGCAGUCUCCUCUACAGAUGCGUUCGCGCAAAACUUCAGCAUUCGAACGCCUGUGAUUGAAAGAGUCGAGGCUCAGCUACGGUCACCGUGGGAUAAAGCAGCCCCAUCAACAGUGUGCUCCUGCGUCAUUCUCGGCAAUCUUGGCAUGUCAGAUGAAGUCUGCACUGAUAUGGUGCAGAUUAUGGAACUGCACAUUGCAUUGAUCGCGAUCCUGCAAUACGGUGAAACUGCCAAAUCCGCACUUCUUUACGCCGCCGCGGGCUUCAUGAGACAUCUCACCUUCCCGGAAGCUAACAGAGUUGUACUUGCGGACGCAGGACUAAUACAGGCGUGCUGUCGCAUGCUCACACUGGAUGACCCCUCUGUACGCGGAGAAGCAGCGGCAAUGCUCUGUAAGCUUGUCACAAACAAUUUCCACAACAUCGAGAAGGUCAUAUACGAAAGAGCUAAAGUGGAUUCGCAUGCUCAGAGUAGUCAAGAUUCGCCCCAAACGACAGUCCUCUCCCAUAUCGUAGAACAAGCGCUUACUCCAUCCAAGCCACUACCCAGCACUACCAUGAAGAAUCCCAUGAUCGAGCUGGGUCGCACAAUAGUCGCAAUAGUUCGGUAUCUUGGGCGACCAAAUGCAGAAAAAGAUGUCGAUUCAGUCCGACAUGAGAUUUUCAAGAUCUCCAAGAUCGCACGGCCAGUCGCUCGUCUUGUCCGACAACGAUUCUACGCCGAUGCUCGGUCUGAGGGUUUGCUCGGUCUUGGUCUGAUGGCACAACUUCCAGAGGGCGCGAGCCGUGUGAUUGAGGAGUUCAAGGACGAUGAAGGCCUACUGAAUGCUAUCAAGGAUUUUGCUAAUGGCAAAGAUGGGGGAAUCGAGCAGCAAGGGUCGACUGGUGGAAGGGACUACCAAAAUGCGAUUGUGCUCUUACAGGCACUACAAAAUAAUGUGUCUACGGAUAUGGAUGCAACACUCAAGAGCCAGAUUGUAUCUCUUCAGGAGGAGUUGGGUCGACUCAUGGUGUAG
Messenger RNA from Plenodomus lingam JN3, 1896 nucleotides. The record is from RefSeq and is a predicted model, not a curated record. Lineage: Eukaryota; Fungi; Ascomycota; Dothideomycetes; Pleosporales; Leptosphaeriaceae.